Messenger RNA from Cantharellus anzutake, 540 nucleotides. RefSeq lists its product as uncharacterized. NCBI's taxonomy places the organism in Eukaryota, Fungi, Basidiomycota, Agaricomycetes, Cantharellales, Hydnaceae. The coding region runs from base 138 to 443 and encodes 101 amino acids. The transcript has 2 exons. The record is from RefSeq and is a predicted model, not a curated record.
UCACCGCGCUUCUCCCCUUCACGGUUCGGGUUCGUACUGUCAUUGACCAUCCUAAGCCUUUGAAAUAGUUUGUUGUUGGGUCUUCCACGUCAAAUACAUUCGCACCCGUCAUAUCCCGACUGGAACCUUCAGCAGUCAUGUACCGACUCUCAAGCGUAAGCCGCUCCUGCUACCUGUGGCCACCAUCAGUGCUCAUGCUUACAUCCUGGCCCCCUACUCUUGCGUCGAUGGCGGCCGAUUACCCGGACAUUCUUUCCCACCAUUCAUGUCCCGUUCAAAUCCGAUGGGGUACUUGUCAAUACUCGCGCCAUCCUGCAUCUACCGAUCCUACCAUCUCAUUUGUGUUACAAACUCUUGAAUACCCGAACAAUCCUGUCUCCUUAUAUCUGUUCGCUUCGUCCAACUCCGCAAUUUUCCCAUUCUUGGUCUUGAGACUUUCCUAGCGCAAGGCAGUUUUUUUUCGAAAGGCUCGCCACUUACCACCAUCUCAGCGAGCCUUCUCGCGCGCGAUUCGGCUGAUGGUGAGUUCACACUCUACGA